This is a messenger RNA of Amblyraja radiata (thorny skate), 6509 nucleotides long. It is a transcript of the gene mcm3ap, whose product is annotated as minichromosome maintenance complex component 3 associated protein. The coding region runs from base 151 to 6078 and encodes 1975 amino acids. The transcript has 29 exons. Gene Ontology annotation, molecular function: RNA binding. Gene Ontology annotation, biological process: mRNA export from nucleus. Gene Ontology annotation, cellular component: nucleus; transcription export complex 2; cytoplasm. Lineage: Eukaryota; Metazoa; Chordata; Chondrichthyes; Rajiformes; Rajidae. The record is from RefSeq and is a predicted model, not a curated record.
GAAUGCGCCGGAUUUCCUGUCGCUGUUGAGCGGACGGGAACAAUGUCGAUCACAUCUUCGCUCUGCGUUGAUAUUGAUGUUGACGGUUCGCGGCCGUUUCAUGUCCCAGCCUGAAGUCUACUGCGGAGUAACGAGCCCAUCUGAGCCGUGAUGGAGCCUGGGUGUAGGCGACUACCCUCGCUCUUCCCGACCGGGGACCCCCGCCUUGCGGCCAGAGAGGCCGCUGCCUUUGGACAAGCGAGCGAGGCGCUGCUGCCGCCGCCACCGCCACCGCCGCCUGUGGCGUUCAGACAUCCCGGAGCAGCGAUCUUGGCCCCGCCGCCCGGUUAUGUCCCGGGCCACGCUCCCGGGCCGAGCCAGACUUUCACCUUUAAGCCUCUCGGAAGCUUUCCUGGGCCCGUCCAUUUCGGUACCUCGGCGGUCGGAAAUUUCGGGCAUCCUGAGCCCAUCUUCAGCUCGCUCACAAGUCCGCACAUACCGCGGGCCCGCGGAGCUGGUGUGGACCCGACCAAAGCAUCGAGUGGACUCCCGGCGUUUCAAUUCGACCAGUCUCGGAGCAGCGGUGGAGAAGCGGUCCUUUACAGUGCCCCACAGAGCAUGCCUGGCCCAGGUGGACCACCUUUCAGCUUCUCACAAGUUGCAAACAGCUCUUCCUCCAGCUUCUUCAGUUUACCUCGGCCAAAAGCGUCAACCAGUUUACCAGAUGCUUUCAGCUUCUCUCAGCCGACAGCCAUGGGCAGUUCUGCCGAAAGCUUUCAUUUUGUCCCGCCGAUUCCCAGUAACGACAGAUCUUCAGCCCAAUUCACCUUCUCGCAACCGAGUGUAGCUGGCUCCCUGGACGUGUCGUCGUCAAAUAAAACAUUGGGUGGCGAAGAAAAAACGGGUCAGAAACCGGUUUUGGGAGUGAGUGAUGCCGGCCUUUUCCCAUAUGACGGGAAACGCAGUGUCACGGGAGUCGGUGGCAUUCCUGGAAGGAUUGGGUCUGUUACAAAGCAUGAAAUGAAGGAAGAACAGUUAACUACUAAGAAAGGGGUCAAAAGAAAAGACAAGCGAGACAAGUCACCACACCAAUUUGAACCCGGUCCUGUCAAAGAACAAACACCGUGGACAAUAAGUAGGCCAUCCUUGGGGAAACGGCCAGCGAGAGUUGCACCUUCAAUGGGCGUCUUUAAUCGCACCCUUCGCGAUGUGUUGAAAGGUAGGAGGAGGGAGCAGAGAAGAGACAGCGCAACCUCAGAACAUGAAACAAUUGAAAGAUUAAAGCUGUUGUCCCAAACGAGCAUUCCUUCGGAAUGGCCCACUCGUAUGAGAAAAGAAGAAACAAAAAAGAAAGUACGAGAUGAUUUUCCUGGUAAGGCUUCUCGGAGACUAUGCCGAAGUGAUAGUACGGACAGCCUUUCCAGCACUCCUUUGUCAGAACUCACUGCCAUCCAAUGUAAAAACAUCCCAGCCGACCUUAACAAGAAGGAGAUCAUCAGGAAGCACUUUUCCCAGUUUGGCAAGGUGCAGCGAGUGUACUGCCAAACCAGUAAGAAUCAGGCUGUAGUUCACUUCGCCAAUCAUACAUCAGCAUCCAAUGCAAAGAGAAAAGGGAAGUCAUUAUGCAAGCAACAUAUUGAAGUAUUUUGGCAAAAAAAGAAAACCAGUCCUGGAAAGAAAACUUCAUGGGAAGAAACGGAGAAACCAAAAGGAGAUGACAAGGACAAACCCAAUUUGGAGCAUUCACCUUUACACAAUCCUACUGUAAAAGCUUCUGCUGUAGGAAGUACUGCAAACAGGUCACCAGUUAAGAGUGCACCCAUUAAGAGUCAAAAAUUAGAGAAUGAAUCUCAGCAAUCAACAGAGAUAGAAGAUCAGAUGUUGGUAUCUGAGCAUAUGGUGACUCUACCUUCUUCUCUCAGUCACCUGAUUGGCACAAUUGCUGCUAAUCCUGAGGAGAAAUAUAGAGUACUGGACCAACGAGACAAGUUAAUGAGACAAGACCGAGUGAAAAGAACUGAUCUGGAAAAAGCUAAAGCUUUGGUGGGGACCUGCAUGGACAUGUGCCCGGAGAAGGAACGCUACAUGAGAGAGACAAGAUACCAGCUCAGUUCUUUUGAGAUCAUGGCUGGCACUGACAAGGUUAACCAUGAAGCUGCAAUCAAGGAGUAUAGCAGAUCAUCAGCUGAUCAAGAAGAACCUCUGCCCCAUGAACUUCGCCCUGCCUCUGUGUUGAAAUUAACUAUGGAUUAUUUAGUGACCAAGAUCAUGGAUCUGGGUGAGGGCAAUUAUCGGGACUGGUAUGACUUUGUAUGGAAUCGAACUCGUGGUGUAAGAAAGGAUAUUACACAACAGCACCUUUGUGAUAAGCCAAUUGUGGCCCUAAUUGAAAAGUGUACACGAUUCCAUAUCCACUGCAGUCAUCAUCUCUGUGAGGAGCCAAUGUCCACUUAUGAUGCUAAGAUAAACGAUGAAAACCUGACUAAGUGUUUGCAAAGUCUGAAAGAAAUGUACCAGGAUUUAGCCAACAAGGAUAUCUACUGUGAGAAUGAGGCAGAAUUCCGUGGCUACCAUGUUCUGCUCAAUCUCAAUGAGGGAGAUAUUCUCCGGGAAGUCCAACAGCUCCGUCCAAUCAUCCGGAACUCCCCAGGGGUGAAGUUGGCUGUCCAGGCAUUUGCUGCUCUAAACAGCAACAACUUUGUACGUUUUUUCAAAUUGGUUAAGGCAGCCUCCUACCUCAGUGCCUGUAUACUGCAUCGUUAUUUCAAACAGGUUCGUCGUGAAGCUCUCAAAGCUUUGAAUGUUGCUCUCACGGUGAGCUCUCAGCGAUCCACAAUGUUUCCAAUGGAUACUCUUGUUAGAAUGCUGCUGUUUAAAGACUGUGGAGAAGCAGCUGAAUUUGCUAGGGACUAUGGACUAAGUGUGAGUGAUUGGUGUGUAGAAUUGAAUCGAUCAACAUUAUGCGAUCCAGAAUUUGUACUGUUGCCCAAAAAGUCCUUAUUUAUUGAUCAGAAACGGACUACUCUCAUUGGUGAAGUUGUGAAUGGGAGGCAGCUUCCACUCUUCAUACCCCAUGUCCCUAUUUUGAGCUUUGACCGUCAAGGGCAAUACAUUGGAGAGUGCUUUGAGCCAAGCAAUGUGGGCCGGAAAUUGCCUCCACCAGAUGAUCAUGAAGCAGAACCAAAAGUUGAACCUCCACCUGUAACAUUAUCCACAACUGUACAACUCAAAGACCAAAUUCCUGCUCAAGAAGUACUUCCUGUUGAACAGCUGCCUCGGGCACCACCACCACCACUGCCACCACCACCACCACCACUUCAGAUUCUGCCUUCUCCAAUAACUUCACUGUGUGUUGCCCCACAGGUGCCCAGUGCACCUCCACCAAAACCGCAGCCAACCUAUUCUGAGAAGAUGAUCGUUGAUGUGGUAAAAGACUUGGUCAAAGAUAUGAUAAAGGAUGUUCUUCGUGUGGAGUGUAAAGAAGUGGCUAAAGCAGGAGCAACGUUUGCUGCUGAAGCUAUCAGCAUGUCAAACAUGUCCACUGAGGAAUUAAUUGCAGAAGUUACCACCGAGAUGCUGAAGGAAACUUCAUCUGAAGAAGUUCUGGCAGAAAAACAGAGGAUUGAAGAUGAAAAGCAAAGGAUUGAACAAGCCAGACGGAAGCAGGAAUGGGAAUUGUGGAAGAGCCGCUACAGUCAAGCACUGUGUGAUGAGAUUACAGAUCAAGUUGUGGAAUACUCUGUUAGAAAAUGUGCAACUCAUGAGCUGAGGUUUGCAAUGGAAGAAGACAGGCGAGCGCGUAUCAAUCGUUGUUCUACAGAGCUUUGUAACUCCCUCAUCAAAGAAACGCUGGAGAGUGAGAUCUUCCAGGCUGUCAAGGAGACACUGCAAGAAGUUCAUUGUUUCUGCAAAUACUUAAAGAAAUGGAGAGCAACAGCAGAGGCCCGGAAACGCCUGCGAAAACAAAUGACGAUGUUCCCGGCAGCACCUGGAAGUGCGGGCCCUGGCUACAAAUUGAGUCCCCAGAAGAUGAGCCCAGAAAUGCGCCCAGAUGACAACCUCAGCAUUUCUUGUACACGGUUGCUGCAGAAGAGGAAGGAGAUAGCUCACCAAGUCAGAAUUCAGAAUUUCUAUCAACGGCUCCUCUGUCAGGCUGCAUGGACACCCAUGGAUUUGUUCACGUUGGUUGCUGAAAGCUUCCCAGUUUGUAAGAAGAGAAUCUUCUGGAAGGUUAUUCUACUGUUGCCAAGUGAUGAAGAAUGUGGACUUGGUGACACCAACAGAAACUUGAUUGAUUGGAUGAAAGCAAAAUUCCAAGGAGAUGAAUGUGUGGAGGAUUUCCAUAGAGAUGCUGACCAUGUCAUUCAGACACACCAGUGCAAAGCUGUGAGCAGCAAUGAAGCAAUCACCGAGCUUGUGUACAUCUGUGUAAAGGUGACCAAGGGCCCUCUGAGUGACACGGAUGUGGAUGCAGUAGAACAGCGAAAGGAGCUUUUGGGAACAACAGCCCUGAUUCUCUUGCUACCAGCUUGUGUGGAAUGCUCAGACCAGGAAGAAGAGGAGGUGUACUGGCUCUCUGCUACGCUUCAAGUCGCACAGCUCUUGCAAGCAAAACCUUUAAAUCCUGCAGUUCCACUGGUCAUUCUUGUCCCUAGAGAAGGAAAGCCAUUGAAUGAAGAAGAGGUGAUAAAUGGUCUAAAGCUUGAAGCGCUGGUGGCUAAUCAUCUUGUGUCUGAAUUCUUAAUUGUCCCAAUCCCAGAGAAAAUCAACGAUCUUCAGGGAUCAAACCAGGUCUCUGCUGCAGUAAGUUGGCUUGCAUCUCAUUGUCCAUUACCCCCAGAAGUCAGCUGCCAGACUUUGAUGCAGUUCAUUGAAGACGGGCUUUGCCGAGAAUUUACCAACCAGUUUUACAGUGAUAAAACUGAAAGGAAAUCGGCUGCAUUGCCUUCCCAGGAUCCCAGCUGCAUAAUUGAGCUUUACAAUGAUGUGCUACGAUUCCUUGCAGAAGUGAUAUCCUCUGAACAGUUAUACAAUCUUUCCUGGCCAGUGGCAGAGUUUUCGGGACCAACAGCUGAUGAAAUACUGGCACACACAGAGUGGAAUUCUGGUGGCCACCUGGCAUGGCUGAAGAAUGCACUGCUGUCUUUUCAGCUGCCGUUGAUGGAUCUACCCCCCUUGCACGCUCCAUGGUCUAAGGUCUGUGACAUGAUCUUCCAUUAUGUGUCUCAAGUGCCAUGGUCACACCAAGCUUGCCCACUGCUCCUUUCAAAGGUUGAACAACUCCUGAACAGAAUCUGUGACAGGUGGAGAGAGAGCUGUUUCUUGAUGCUGGAAGCCUCAGCAGACGAAGGGCCUUCAGUAUUAGAAAUACCCUGGGAUGAAAUCAUUGCCUAUUGCAUUGAUCAUCGGCUAAGAGAGUGGAAGCCCUUGAACCCGCCCUGUGUUGCAGAAGCCGUGAGCGAAGAUGGGCAGAUCCUUAUAUAUUAUUUCCAGGAUGACCUUAAAAAAUAUAAAGUGCCGAUAAUAUGGCAACAAGCACAAUCACGUACCCAAAUGGAAAUCCAAGAAACCUCUAAAAGGUCAGAGAAGCAGGCUUGCUCUUCAAUUAAGCAGAAAUUGGACUUUGAACCAAAUGCUGUGAAAGUCAGAGCUGAAGAAACGCCUGCAGAAAGGAGUGUAUCUGCUCUGAACAUCACCCAUACCUACUCAGCAGAGGAACUACUGCCAGAACUACUGCAGUCACGACUGAAAACAGAAAGAGAGGAAAAUCGAAGAUACGAGGAACAACUUAACCGCUGGCUAGAUGACGGCCCUUUGGAACCAAUUGCUCUACCCUUGUACCUUCCACAGUGCUUGGCCUCUGCUGCUGAACUUGUUGUCCCCAUGCCCCAAACUGCAGCUCCAUCCUUGCCACAGGAGGUUCCUAGUAAUGAACACAGUGAGGAAUCCUAUAUGGAUGGCUGUAAUUGGCUAAACGAUUCGACAAUGACUUUAUCGGACAAACUGAAAGAGUUUACGAGGCUGAUCCAGGUCAAUCAAGAGGAAGAGAUGACCUGUGAACGUCACCUAUCAAUUUUACUGGACUUAACAGACACUUAACAGAAUUAGCAGAAGAAGCCUAUGUGUCAUUUCUACUCGGCCUGAACAUAUUUUUCCUUAUCCCUCGCUUUGAACAUGUGCAUUGCUUCUUUUGGGACACCCAUGUGCAUUCUAUGAUUGAUGUAUAAUGAAUACCCCAGAUAGGACUUUUUAAAGAAAAUGACAAUAUUUUAUCGUCAAUCAUUGUUAUUUCCCAAUUCAUUGUCGCUUAAAUUUGUUAGUUAUAAACGACUUAUUUUGUAUUUGACUCAAAAUCAUGCUCACUGCGCUUGCUAUCAAACAAAUACAAUAUUUCUGGUAAAGGAUGUGAGCAGGUCUGUUAUUCUAGAUAAAACUAAGAAAAUCCUAUGAUAAAAGUUGCAAAUACCAUCUGAAAUAAUGCUUCUUCAGAAAUAAAUAUUUUGGCUAUCAGUUGACUAGCUUUAAAACAC